UACAUACAUACAUCCCUCAUUCAAUCGAGGGCAGGCAGUCGACUAGGACUGGCUAGAUACUUCAGAGCUGCAGGCAUCCAUCUCCAGAAUGCGACAGAUUUUCGUGGCGACCCUGCUGUGUCUGGCCCUCGGCAGCUGCACUGCAUCCAUCAGCGGACCGUUCAUCUUCUGGGGCAACUCCAAGGUGGCAUCGGUUCAACCGCAGCUCCUGUUGGACGCCAGCAGCCAGGAGUUGCCUCUGACGCAACUUUUCAAGGAGGCCACGGCCAUUGUGGUGUUUGUGCGUAACGCCACGGGACGAUUGGAGGGCACCAAGUAUCCGCAGUUCCAGAACCUGGUAAAGAGCGGACCCUGGUCGUAUCUGCCCCAGAGAAGUCUUGCUGUGGAGCCCUUUGGACACAAUGUCAAUAUUGAGGUGGUGAACCUUUCCGGCCGAGCAGAAGAAGACGACGCUGAAAUCCUAACAGCCUACAACGAAGCUCUGGCUACCUUUGGGCAAGGAGAGGUUCUCGGAAUCUUAGCCAGCCGUGAGGAGGAGGCUCACUUCCUGGCCAAGAGGGACGCAGCCGCCGGCGAGGAGGAAGCCAACAAAAAGAAGGAGCCAGAGGGACCCGAAGAGACCGAAGACAACUUCAUCUACGUGGCGGAGGGAAACAAGGCAGUUUUGAGUUUGAAUGGACCUCUGGAGCUUAGGUUGACCAACGAAACCCUCAGCCUGAAGGAGCACACUAAGCAAAUAACCUUUGACGACCAACACGCCAAGGGUUAUGGACGAUUGAGCAUCACCUUCAUGCACUCCGGGGAGAAGUGCACCCUGAGGUUUAAGUUUUCUCUGAUCCGUGGAUCCUGGACUCUGCGUAACGUGGAAGUGGAGUACAAAGAUCUGAAGAGUGUGCUCUUGGCCCGCGGGGAUGAGUACUCUUUGCCAAAUGCUCCAGUCGGCUUCUCAUACCGCUGCUCGGCCGAGAACGUUACCUUCCUGAAUACCGCUCGGAACGAAACCAUCCAGAGCCUACUGCUCAGUGAUUUCCAGGUGCAGCCCUGGCUAAAUGGUCGCCAGAAGUUUGGAGAGGUCUACGACUGCGUGGGAUUCGUAUCGGCUCCAAUCCUAGCAGGUCUGCUGGUGGUGAGCUUGCUUCUGGGCAUCCUGGGUAUCGGAAUUUCCGCCAUGCUCAGCAUGCACACCCCCAAUCGCUUCGAGAGUUCACGCAGCAAGCAGUUGACCUUUACGAUUCAGGAGUAGAUUACUAUAAUCUCAGGCAAUAUCCCAGCUACAGCUACCAGCAAAUACUCAAUAGAUCUGCUACUGACAUGUUCGUCCAGAUCACCUAUGUGGCGCUCAAGCCUCUGGCUUUGUUCACCCUGGCCAUCGAGCUGUUUCUCAUCCAUCUGCUAUUCGUGUUGAUCGUGUUAUACGUGUACGUGCUUUGGUACUAUUGAGAAAAAGUCCUAACCAGUAUAUAAACAAUAGAAACCUCUUAAAAGG
This is a messenger RNA of Drosophila bipectinata, 1486 nucleotides long. It is a transcript of the gene VhaAC45RP, whose product is annotated as VhaAC45-related protein. Lineage: Eukaryota; Metazoa; Arthropoda; Insecta; Diptera; Drosophilidae. The record is from RefSeq and is a predicted model, not a curated record.